Daphnia carinata is the source of this 2545-nucleotide messenger RNA. RefSeq names its product putative pre-mRNA-splicing factor ATP-dependent RNA helicase PRP1 (gene Dhx15). The coding region runs from base 111 to 2315 and encodes 734 amino acids. Gene Ontology annotation, cellular component: intracellular anatomical structure; spliceosomal complex. Lineage: Eukaryota; Metazoa; Arthropoda; Branchiopoda; Diplostraca; Daphniidae. The transcript is spliced from 15 exons. The record is from RefSeq and is a predicted model, not a curated record. Gene Ontology annotation, molecular function: ATP binding; RNA binding; RNA helicase activity.
AGUUAGUAGCGUCUGCAAGCACUUGUCCAAACUCCGAACGUGUCUGUUAAAACGUGUUUCCAUUUGUUUCUUCACAAUAUAUCGUUACAUCGGUAUCUUCAUCUGUAGGAAUGUCUAAAAGGCGCAUUGAAGUAGAUGACAAGCUCAGUAAAAAAUCUCGAGCAUCCGGCGAAAGGAAUAAGGAUAGUGACGUUGAUAAGGAAAAGAAUGUUAUGGAAACAAAACCCAACAUUUCUUUGGCAACAAAUGUACCAGCACCUAAGCCUGGACUAACAUUAAACCCACUUACAGGGCUACCCUACACACAGAAGUACUAUGACAUUUAUCGAAAACGUAUUGGCCUCCCUGUGUGGGAAUAUCGAGACAAGUUUUUUGAGUUAUUGGAAAACAAUCAAACUAUUGUUUUAGUUGGUGAAACAGGAUCAGGAAAAACUACUCAAAUUCCUCAAUGGUCUGCUGAGUUCACUCGGAAGUUAGGGGUAAAGAAAGGAGUUGCUUGUACUCAACCACGCCGAGUUGCCGCAAUGUCGGUGGCUCAACGCGUUGCCGACGAAAUGGACGUUGUUUUGGGGCAAGAAGUUGGUUACAGCAUCCGUUUCGAAGAUUGCUCCUCUCCUAAAACUAUCCUUAAGUACAUGACAGACGGUAUGUUGUUGCGAGAAGCAAUGUCAGAUCCACUCUUAGAUGGGUAUCAGAUCGUUUUAUUGGACGAAGCUCACGAACGUACACUUGCAACCGAUAUCCUAAUGGGUGUUUUGAAGGAAGUCAUUAAACAGCGAAAAGAUCUUAAACUAGUUAUCAUGUCAGCUACCCUUGACGCGGGAAAGUUUCAAUCUUAUUUUGACAACGCACCCCUGAUGAAUGUGCCUGGUCGAACACAUCCGGUAGAAAUCUUUUACACUCCUGAACCGGAACGUGAUUAUCUCGAAGCAGCCAUUCGCACAGUAAUGCAGAUUCACAUGUGCGAAGAUAUCGUUGGUGAUAUUCUUCUCUUUCUCACGGGCCAAGAGGAAAUCGAUGAAGCGUGCAAACGACUGAAACGCGAAACUGACAACCUCGGCCCUGAGGUAGGAGAGAUGAAAUGUAUCCCGUUGUAUUCCACCUUGCCACCAAAUUUGCAACAAAGGAUUUUCGAAUCAGCUCCGCCAGUCAGGCCUAACGGAGCUAUUGGCCGUAAGGUGGUGAUCAGCACAAACAUCGCUGAAACAUCGCUUACCAUCGACGGUGUGGUUUUCGUUAUUGAUCCUGGUUUUGCUAAACAAAAGGUUUACAAUCCACGUAUUCGUGUCGAAUCCCUACUCGUUUCUCCAAUCAGUAAAGCAUCGGCGCAGCAGCGUGCUGGUCGUGCCGGACGUACCCGGCCAGGCAAGUGUUUCCGUCUGUACACGGAGAAGGCAUACAAACAAGAGAUGCAGGACAACACUUACCCUGAAAUUCUUCGUUCGAACUUGGGAUCAGUUGUUAUCAAUCUGAAAAAACUUGGCAUUGACGAUCUUGUCCACUUUGAUUUCAUGGACCCACCAGCCCCUGAGACUUUGAUGAGAGCGUUAGAGUUACUGAAUUAUCUUGGAGCUUUGGAUGAUGAUGGUAAUAUGACGGAACUCGGAGCUAUCAUGGCUGAAUUUCCUUUAGAUCCCCAACUUGCCAAAAUGUUGAUCGCCUCAACAGAAUUCAACUGUUCGAACGAAAUCCUUUCCAUCACGGCAAUGCUUUCCGUCCCUCAAGUUUUCAUGCGCCCCCUGGAAGCCAAGAAAGCUGCGGAUGAAGCUAAGAUGCGCUUUGCACACAUUGACGGUGAUCAUUUAACUAUGUUGAACGUCUAUCAUGCAUUUAAACAGAACAUGGAAGAUCCACAGUGGUGCUAUGACAAUUUUGUUAACUACCGCUCAAUGAAAUCUGCUGACAAUGUACGACAGCAACUCUCCCGCAUAAUGGAUCGUUUCAAUUUGAAGCGUACCUCCACAGAAUUUACCUCGAAAGACUACUAUGUCAAUAUCCGUAAAGCGCUCAUUAGCGGCUUCUUCAUGCAGGUUGCCCAUCUGGAACGGACAGGGCACUACCAGACUAUAAAAGAUAACCAAGUUGUACAGCUACACCCUUCUACAUGUUUAGACCACAAACCGGAGUGGGUUAUUUACAAUGAAUUUGUUUUGACCACUAAAAAUUAUAUACGAACUUGCACCGAUGUCAAACCGGAAUGGCUGAUCAAGGUUGCCCCAUCUUAUUACGAUAUGAGUAACUUUCCGGAAGGUCCGGCAAAAAGACAACUUGAACAGAUUAUCAACCGCCUCGAGAGUCGGGAAUAUCGCAAUUGAAAGGUUAACAAAACUAUCUGUAAAAUCGACUGGCCAUCAGUUUCCAUUCACUGAAUAGGGGAAGACAUUCCGGCUUCUUUCACCAAAAUCAGUGACCGCUUAUUCUAAUAUUAAUUUUGAAAACAAGCAGUCGAGUAAAACACUUGUAAUCGUGAAUGAAACAUGCCCAUGUUGCAUUGAUGUAAAACACUGAAAUGACAAUAUAUGUGGUAUCAUUUCCUCCAGUUGAA